GCGCUGGAGUUCCGCCACGGGCGCGAGGCGCCUUGUGCUAGAGGAGGGAGAAGACGCGCGAUCCUUGCGCGAGUCCCCGCUCGUGGGAGGCGUCCUUGCAAUAGAACUGCUCCCCCCACAUUCACCCACCAUCGCCACCCGCUCCAAGCGCCGAGAGGAGUCCCUGGGCAUUACUUUGCAAAAUGGCGUUCCAAGGAUGUUAUUCAUAUGAAAUAUAUCACUAAAUUCAUCUCCCAUUAAAAAAGCAGACCAAGAUGAACCAGGAAAUGAAAAGAAAUGCUGAGUGUUUGCAAAAUCAAGAUACACUGGCCGCAUCCAUGUUACAAGAAACCCCAUUUGACAGCUUGUGCCUGACAUCUCAAGCUGUUCUUGAGAGAGCCCAAAAACAAGGAAGAUCAAAAUGCCCCAGAUGUCAUGGAUCAAGGAUGUUCUACUGUUAUUCAUGUUAUGUUCCAGUUGAAACAGUUCCGGUUGAAGAUAUUCCUAUUGUCAAGCUUCCCUUGAAGAUUGAUAUAAUCAAGCAUCCCAAUGAAACGGAUGGCAAAAGUACAGCUGUACAUGCCAAGCUUCUGGCCUCUGAAGAUGUUACCAUUUAUACAUAUCCGUGUAUUCCUGACUAUGAAGAAAUGCAACAUGAAAUUGCACUUAUUUUUCCUGGACCUAAUUCAGUUUCAAUAAGCAACAUUCCUCUCUCUUUGCAAGCAAAAUGUAAGACCAAGGGCUUGUCAGCAGAGCCAGCGCCCAAGUGUGCAAAAUUGGAGCCAAGUCACAGUAGAAGCAUGAGUGAAGAUAAAUUGCCCAAGAGUGAAAAUGCCCUGAAAAAAAUUGUGUUUAUCGACAGUACAUGGAAUCAGACAAACAAAAUAAUCACAGAUGAACGGCUUCAAGGGUUGCUACAAAUUGAGCUGAAAUCUAAGAAAACCUGCUUUUGGCGCCAUCAGAAAGGAAAACCAGAAACUUACCUCUCUACCAUUGAAGCAAUUUAUUACUUUCUAGUAGACUAUCACAAGGAGGUCUUAAAAGAAAACUACGAUGGACAAUACGACAAUUUGCUUUUUUUCUUCUCAUUUAUGUAUAAGUUGAUCAGGAAAGCCAAGGAUUCUUCAGGAGAAAAGUGAAGUGUUCCUCAUGCAAAUGUCCCAAAAGAAAUGUGA
Pseudonaja textilis is the source of this 1154-nucleotide messenger RNA. It is a transcript of the gene DTWD1, whose product is annotated as DTW motif tRNA-uridine aminocarboxypropyltransferase 1. Lineage: Eukaryota; Metazoa; Chordata; Lepidosauria; Squamata; Elapidae. The record is from RefSeq and is a predicted model, not a curated record. Gene Ontology annotation, cellular component: nucleus. Gene Ontology annotation, biological process: tRNA modification. Gene Ontology annotation, molecular function: tRNA-uridine aminocarboxypropyltransferase activity.